This is a messenger RNA of Orycteropus afer afer, 1176 nucleotides long. It is a transcript of the gene SETD9, whose product is annotated as SET domain containing 9. Gene Ontology annotation, molecular function: protein binding. The record is from RefSeq and is a predicted model, not a curated record. NCBI's taxonomy places the organism in Eukaryota, Metazoa, Chordata, Mammalia, Tubulidentata, Orycteropodidae.
AUGCCGGGCCGCCUGCUGCAGGGCCUGUGGCAGCGAUGGCGCCGUUACAAGUACCGCUUCGUACCCUGGAUCGCGCUGAACCUCAGCCAUAACCCGAGGACCCUCCGAUAUGUUCCAGAGGAAUCCAAAGACAAAGUUAUAUCAGAUGAAGAGGUCCUAGGAACAUUACUGAAAGUUUUCCAGGCUCUGUUCUUAAAUGAUUUCAAUAAACAAUCAGAUAUCUUGACUGUGCUUCCAGAACCUGUUAAAUCGAAAUAUCAAGACUUACUGGCAGUUCAGCAUCAGAGAGUAAACCUGCUUGAAAACAGACAUCAACAGAAAAGUAUCUUUAAACCAGAAGAAGUUCUUUAUAAGACAUUGGGUUUCAGUGUUGCUCGAGCAACUAGCUCAUUGAUUUCUGCUGGAAAAGGUGUCUUCGUUACUAAAGGAUUUGUACCAAAAGGCGCGGUUGUAUCUAUGUAUCCUGGUACAGUUUAUCAGAAGUAUGAGCCAGUCUUUUUCCAGUCCAUUGGAAAUCCAUUUAUUUUUAGAUGCCUGGAUGGGGUACUCAUUGAUGGAAAUGACAAAGGAAUAUCAAAAGUUGUGUAUAGAUCUUGCAAUGGGAGGGAUCGGCUUGGCCCUUUAGAAAUGAGUGAUAGUACAUGGCUGACUUCAGAAAUGGAUAAUCCACUGGCUGUAGGACAGUAUGUCAACAAUUGUUCAAAUGACAGAGCAGCUAAUGUCUGUUAUCAGGAAUUUGAUGUGCCUGCAGUUUUUCCUAUAGAACUGAAGCAAUAUCUUCCAAACAUUGCCUACAGCUACGACAAACAAAGUCCACUUCGGUGUAUCAUUCUUGUUGCACUCAGGGAUAUCAAGCAAGGAGAAGAGCUUUUUUCAAAUUACUACACAAUCGUCAGCUAACUCUGUCAAUCAGAAAUUAGGUUUUUUUACUCAACUGUCAGGUUAAUUCUAAGUGUUUUUUGUUACUCAUUUCUCUGGGUUCCAUGGGUAAACAAAUACCUUGAGACCUAAUUGGAGUAGCAAUUUUUUAUUGUUUAUAUUGAUAUUAUGUUUGUUUCAAGUCCAUGAUUAAAAGCUAUUUGCUUCAUUACAGUUUCAAAUUUGUAAUGCCGUUUCAUUAAUUGCUUUUCAUCUAACUACACAGUAGCUCAUUAGAUUAAAACCUGUCUGACCUUA